Stomoxys calcitrans (stable fly) is the source of this 676-nucleotide messenger RNA. It is a transcript of the gene l(1)10Bb, whose product is annotated as protein BUD31 homolog. Bases 81 to 515 code for a protein of 144 amino acids. The transcript has 3 exons. Gene Ontology annotation, cellular component: nucleus; spliceosomal complex. Gene Ontology annotation, biological process: mRNA splicing, via spliceosome. The record is from RefSeq and is a predicted model, not a curated record. Lineage: Eukaryota; Metazoa; Arthropoda; Insecta; Diptera; Muscidae.
CUUCGACUAUUCGAUUAGUCGAUUAAUCCCUAGUAAGGCAUUGUUGAAAUAGAAGAAGCAUAGUUAGGCCAAUAAACAGCAUGCCCAAAGUCAGAAGAUCACGUAAGCCACCGCCGGAUGGCUGGGAAUUGAUAGAGCCAACAUUGGAGGAAUUGGAACAAAAAAUGCGUGAAGCUGAAACGGAGCCACACGAAGGUAAGCGUAUCACAGAAUCCCUAUGGCCAAUUUUUAAAAUCCACCAUCAGAAGUCACGUUACAUAUAUGAUCUGUUCUAUCGCCGCAAGGCCAUAAGUCGUGAACUCUACGACUAUUGUCUUAAGGAGAAAAUUGCCGAUGCUAACUUAAUUGCCAAAUGGAAAAAGUCUGGUUAUGAAAAUCUUUGCUGUCUUCGAUGCAUACAAACGCGUGAUACCAAUUUCGGUACGAAUUGUAUUUGCCGUGUGCCCAAAUCAAAGCUAGAAGAAGGACGUGUGGUGGAAUGUGUUCACUGUGGAUGUAGAGGUUGUUCGGGCUAAAAACAACGGUUUAAACAUCAUGCUGUAAUCGUGAUGACAGUCGUAGUUGAUUAGCAUCUAGUAGUAAAAGUUAAUUUUUCACAAUUCCUUGACAUUUUUACUUUUGUUUUUGAUAUAAUUAAGAUUUUUCUAAUAAUAAAAAAGCAAGAAAUGAUAAAGUA